This is a messenger RNA of Populus trichocarpa (black cottonwood), 2214 nucleotides long. RefSeq names its product protein GRAVITROPIC IN THE LIGHT 1. The record is from RefSeq and is a predicted model, not a curated record. NCBI's taxonomy places the organism in Eukaryota, Viridiplantae, Streptophyta, Magnoliopsida, Malpighiales, Salicaceae. Gene Ontology annotation, biological process: response to red or far red light; negative gravitropism. The transcript is spliced from 3 exons. Bases 439 to 1827 code for a protein of 462 amino acids.
GAACUAGAUAAACCAUGGAAAGCGACCCAACCCAGGCCUCUCUUUUUAUUCCCAACGCCUUUCGCUGUCGGACAUUUUCCAAUCUGUGUCCUCCCUUGUCUUUUCACAUUAGCCCCUCUCAGUUUCAAGCUCAGAUUUCUCUACCCCAGAGUUUCUCUUUUUUAUUUUUCUCUUUUCCUGCUCUUGUUUUUUAUUAUUCAAUCCUUUCUGUCUUUAAAAUGGCAAUAGAGAUUUAACAAAGUCUCAGCUUCUUGAAUGAUUGUUAGCUAAAAUAUUGUAAUUGUUAUAUUUUCAAGGCGUUGAAGAGUUUCUUCCGCUUUGUAAGGGUUUAGUCUCUUUAGACUUUGAAGGGGUCGGCAAUAGGGGGUGUCCUUUGUGUUUUCUGGAGGCGUACGUCCCAAUGAAGAGAAUUUGACAAAGUCUCGCACGGUUCUUAAGAUGGAUUCAGUAAAACCAUCCGCCGUGACUCCUAGGAAGAGUAAAUUUGCACGCACUGUAGCCAAAGUUCUUCAUCUUCGAGCAGCAAGUGGGAUUGCUCCUGUUGACGGGGUUCAGAAAGUUGUGGCCCAAGAAAAGGUAAAGGAUGAGAAGCAUCGCCAUAAAAGCGCAGCUAGCCGGCCGCAAUCAUUUGACAUUAAUGAUAACGAUGAACAUGAAAAAAGCUUGGCCUUGGAAGUACUCGUUGCCAAACUGUUUGCUAGCUUAUCAUCUGUAAAAGCUGCAUAUGCUCAGUUACAGUAUGCUCAGUCUCCUUAUGAUGCUGAUGGGAUUCAAGGAGCUGACCAUUUGGUAGUCUCUGAGUUGAAGAAUCUGUCUGAUUUGAAGCAGUGCUACAUAAAAAAACAGUUUGAUCCUUCUCCUGAUACCUCUCUGGUUUUGGCUGACAUUCAGGAGCAGAAGAGUCUUUCAAAGAUCUAUGAGAUAAUGGGGAAGAAAUUGGAGUCUCAGUUGAGGCUCAAGGAGUCCGAGAUCACGUAUCUGAGAGAAAAAAUGGAAGAAUCUAAUAGACAAAACCGAUUACUUGAGAAGAGGUUAAAUCAAAGUGGACAUUUAUCUAUGCCUGGUAAUCUACGGCAAUCAGGCUUAAGUCCCAGCCAUUUCAUUACAGUUCUACGACACACAGACAAGUCCAUUCGAAGCUUUGUCAAAUUGAUGAUCGAUGAGAUGAAAUCUGCUGGUUGGGAUCUAGAUGCUGCCGCCAAAUCUAUUGUAUCCGAUGUGGCCUACUGGAGAGCAGAUGACAAAUGUUUUGCAUUUGAAAGCUUUGUUAGCAGAGAGAUGUUCGAUGGUUUCCAUUUGCCUAAUUUCUCUCUACAGGAAGAAUCUCUACCAGAGAAAAAGAAUCAGCAACAGUUGUUUUUCAGGAGAUUCACUGAACUGAAAUCCGCGAAAGCAACUGAAUACAUUGCCCACAAGCCCAAAUCAACAUUUGCAAAAUUUUGUCGUGCCAAGUAUUUGCAACUUAUUCACCCCCAGAUGGAAACGUCCUUUUUAGGCAAUCUGAGCCAAAGAAGCCUCGUGAAUUCAGGUGAAUUUCCUGACAAUAGUUUUUUUGCCACAUUUGUUGAAAUGGCUAGGCGGGUCUGGCUUCUACAUUGCCUGGCCUUUUCUUUCGACCCAGAAGCCUCAAUCUUUCAAGUCCGUAGAGGGUGUCGUUUCUCUGAAGUUUACAUGGAAUGUGUUGCCGAAGAUGCACUUCUUUCAGAAAAUGCACCGGAAGCUGAUCCACCAGUGGCAUUCACCGUAGUUCCUGGGUUUAGGAUUGGUAAAACUGUUAUACAGUGCCAGGUCUAUCUCUCUCAGCUCCAUACCAAGGUAAACCGUUGAUAAAAACUUAAGCAUGGACCUACAAACAUCGAAGAAUGAACUGGUGCAGGCCACUAUCAUGAUUCUUUUGAGUAAAAAUCUGAUGAUAAAAAUGGCUUUUCCUACUUGCUUCGUGUUUGUUGUGGGGUCCUUGGAAUUGGAUGCAUAGUAACUUGGGGCAGCUUGUCUGUCUUUCUCAUGGCCAUUUUGAAUGUAGAAAGCGCGUGGACCGUAGUUAGGGAAGAACCUUCGGAUCUUUUAUUUCAAUCCACGAAACAAUUUUGUUAAUAUUAGGCCAUUGACAGAAGGCUUGUAUAGCUGUGUUGCACCCUUUCCCUAUGUUCUGGAUGCUCUCAAUGUACAUGCUAAUAUUCAAGUAUAAUAUAAAUGUGGAUUUUCUUUUUCGCA